This is a messenger RNA of Macrobrachium nipponense, 2009 nucleotides long. RefSeq names its product mpv17-like protein. Gene Ontology annotation, cellular component: mitochondrion; membrane; cytoplasm. The transcript is spliced from 6 exons. Lineage: Eukaryota; Metazoa; Arthropoda; Malacostraca; Decapoda; Palaemonidae. Bases 369 to 1124 code for a protein of 251 amino acids. The record is from RefSeq and is a predicted model, not a curated record. Gene Ontology annotation, biological process: cellular response to reactive oxygen species.
GUUCUACUGACGGCAUUUCCUCAGUCGUUAUCGGGACUUACGUGGGGACGUAAGGACAAGAGGUUACUAGAAGUGACAACGUAAAGUCUCCUUGACGCUACUUUAGACAAAAGCGAUUCGAACGAAGUUCUUGGUGAGGUCGAGUGAAAAUCUCGAACGAACCUUUCACCCGGGAUUAGUUCCACAUCUGUACUACUCAAGCCGCCUAACAAAUCCAUACUUGAGAGCAGGUCGCAAAUUGCAUUCCGUACAACAUUACUGAGAUUUCCAGACUGUCAAAAGGAACAUUAAUAAAAGCCUGACAUCAAUAAAAGACUAGCAACAAAGGAGGUUACAUAUUCAAUCGGUCUAACUACAGAAGAAGAAGGAUGCCGACAGCACUAGCAGCUUUGUCAACGGUUGCCAAAGGCGCCUACAAGGUGUUCGACAAAUAUCCAGUCACCAGAGGCAUGGUGGCAUACGCCCUCCUGUGGCCAGCGGGGAAUCUCCUCCAGCAGUCGCUGGAUGGCUCGCGAACAAGUCUGGACCUCCUGGAAGUCCUGCGUUACGGGGCAUACGGGUCCUGCAUCACGGCGCCCCUCAUCCAUAAGUGGAUCAAGGUCCUCUCCAGCCUCAUCCCAGGCAGUAGACUUAGACAUGCGCUAGCGAAAGGUUACGUCGACCAGCUAGUCUUUGCCCCUUUCAAUAUAUCCCAGUUCUAUCUCGGUAUGGCUCUCCUGGAGGGGAAACCACUGGAGGAAAAUUUGAGCGAAUGGGAGAAAAAGAUGCUUCCAACCUGGAUGAUAAGCUUGUCCAUAUGGCCCAUCUUACAUACCCUCAACUUCGCCCUGGUGCCCGAGAGGAACAGAGUGAUGAUGAUAUCCCUCGGGUCCUUCUUGUGGAUGGUGUUCCUCUCCUACAUGCACCACACGCGUUCUGACGAACUCCCAGAGAGACUCACGACCAGGAGGAUCCACUACGAUUAUGAAUCCGGUCCCAGGGAGGCUCGAGGAUUCAGCAAUCAGCAGGGGCUUCCUUCUCCGCCCUCCAAAAGCACAAUGUGGAAAUAUGUCUUCCAGACAGCUCACUGCUACAACGAUGAGGAGGACCCCUACCCAACUAAUGAUAUCAAGAGCACCUCUUGACGAAAACGUCUCAGGCUAGAGGGAAAAUGACUUCAUCUCUUUCAGUUAUCUCAUUUUAAAUACAUUUCACCUCAUAAGUCUAUUAUCAGGGAAAUUCAACAGAGUAGCUAUACUUUAUUUUUCUAUUCCGUACACUUUCAGCCGUUGAAAAGUUAAUGCUUUGAAUUAUUUUUGAUGUGCAUAUUUCCGGGGAAAGCGACGAUAAUAAUUAGUUUUUACAUAGAUUUAUAGAAAGUCAGUGAGUACUAAUAUGGCAGUGCUCUAAAGGUUCAGUUACAUUCUGGAGAGAAAAAAGUCCUGACAAUGACUAAAGAACAAAAGGUCCAGGUUGGAAUAAUGUAUCUUGUGAUCCAUAGCUCUUUGCUACUUAUGGCAAAUUUCUUCUCUCAAGUAGCGUUUUCCUACUAUUUUGGAAAACACGUUACAGACUAUUGAUCUUUAAGCUCCAAUAAUCGUAACUUGCAUCGUCACAUUCGUUUCCAUGGGAGCCAGAGUGUACCUGAGAAACGGUAGCCCUACAUAGCGUUCUAGUCAUGUUCGUGCAGAAUUCGGAGCUGUUUUAAGCUCGUUUAACAAUGUUCAACUUAAUAUCUUAAACAUAUCUUGCAUGGUGUGUAUCGAUCUCUAUAAUAUUUAAGCGACAGACAGACAAGAAUUAUUGUUAAUUACCAUUCUUUUAAUAAGCCUAGGCCUAUCCUGGUAGGUUUUUGUUUUAAGUGAGCCUAGGCCUAUUCUGACGUGGUUUUCGGUUUUAGUACGCCUAUGAGUCUGUCCUGGCGUGUUUUCUCACGGGGCAGUAUUCUGGGCUUGUUAAUCUAUGAUCUGUGUACAAUAUACUUAAUAUGACUUGACAAUAAAAUAGCACAAAUUGCAGAUACUACUGUU